Molecule: messenger RNA, 510 nt
Organism: Opisthorchis viverrini
Lineage: Eukaryota; Metazoa; Platyhelminthes; Trematoda; Opisthorchiida; Opisthorchiidae
Exons: 3
Source: RefSeq, a predicted model, not a curated record
CACUGCUUCGCAAUUUACUACAGCAAAGAAGGUGUUCGACAAUACGACCUGAGAGCCGACACGGAAGAAGAGUGCCGGCUGUGGGUCGAUGCAAUCAACAACGCUAGUCCAAAGCUGUCUUAUUGUUUCGCACCAAACAGUUUUGGCAAAAUGCUCGAGCAGAAACAAGAAGCCGAGCAGAAACAACUCCAUCUGCUGCAGAUUUUGGAGACGGAACGUCGGGCGAAGUGGCACUACGUGAAACAGAUAGAGGACCUUACCGCUGAGGUGAAGAAACUCAAAUCAGAGAUUUUGGAGACGGAACGUCGGGCGAAGUGGCACUACGUGAAACAGAUAGAGGACCUUACCGCUGAGGUGAAGAAACUCAAAUCAGAGGUGAGUUCAGGUUUGCCCCAAUGGCUUGUGUAUGACAGUUUUGCGGACAACAUGACCACAUGUCAUGGUGAGCUUGAAAUGACUCAGCUGUUAACGCGCAUAUCCAUCGAUCAAAAGGUCAUAGUUUUAACCUAA